AUGUCUACGUAUUCUGAAUCUAAUUUUAACACUACUCACUACAAUCUGGCCAGGCCAUCGUAUCCGGAUGAGUUCUACAAUACAUUAAUCGAGUAUCAUGACUCUACCAACUCUGCACACGAGCUAGCAUUGGACAUCGGAUGCGGAUCGGGGUUCGUCGCUUUCAAGCUUAUUGAUUUCUUCGAAAAAGUGAUUGGUACUGAUAUUUCUAGCACUAUGGUGAACCAAUGCCGCAAAACGGCGAAGCCAGGCAAAAAUAUUCAAUUUCUUGUAGGUUCUGCAGAACAGGCCCCUCCUGAGAUACAGGAAAAUUCGGUUGACUUGAUCACCGGUGCUGAGUGCUGCCAUUGGGUUGAUCACGAAAAGUUUUUCAAAGAAUCCUUUAGGAUCUUGAAACCCGGCGGAACCUUGGCCUACUGGUUUUAUAAGGAUCCGAUCUUCAUUGGUCACGACAAGGCCAACGAGAUUUAUACAAAUUACACCUAUAAUUCUUCCAUGGAAAUGAAUAAAGACGACACCUUUGAGAGGUACAUGGGCCCUUAUUACCAGCAGCCAGGCCAUGACUACUUGCGGACGUUAAUGAAAGAAAUUGAGGUCCCAACUAAGUAUUACAAAAACGUCGUAAGACAUGAAUACGACCCAGUACACCAUGGUGCUGACAGUACAAAGACAACUCUCUAUAUUUCCAAAAAGAUCACUCUCCCAGCAUUUUUGAAUUAUGUCAAAAGUUGGAGUGCAUAUCAUACCUGGAUGACGGAACAUGGAAGCAAAUAUGACAUUGCUGAAGCUUUUGUUAAUGAACUAAAGGAAGCAAUGAAUUGGGAUGACACGUUUGAAUUCGAAGUAGUCUGGGCCACCGUUUACACGUUUGCUAAAAAGAAAUGA
Molecule: messenger RNA, 885 nt
Organism: Debaryomyces hansenii CBS767
Lineage: Eukaryota; Fungi; Ascomycota; Pichiomycetes; Serinales; Debaryomycetaceae
Exons: 1
Coding region: 1-885 (294 amino acids)
Molecular function (GO): S-adenosylmethionine-dependent methyltransferase activity
Source: RefSeq, a predicted model, not a curated record